Molecule: messenger RNA, 1152 nt
Organism: Fusarium proliferatum ET1
Lineage: Eukaryota; Fungi; Ascomycota; Sordariomycetes; Hypocreales; Nectriaceae
Exons: 3
Coding region: 1-1152 (383 amino acids)
Source: RefSeq, a predicted model, not a curated record
AUGGCCCGUUUCGUCCUCAACUCGCUGCUCUUCCUCGGCGGCGCUUUGGCGUCUCCUGUCCAGGAGCGCAAGGUGGAUUGCACUGGCACGAACGCCAUUAGCAUACACUGCCGCUCGAACGAGGUCCCCUACACGAGAGACUUCUUCUACAUCGGCGGUCGCUCUGCGAAGGGAACUUCCGGAACCAUCAACGUUGAUCAGAUCUACGUGGAGAAACUGACACCAUCCAAACAAUGGACUCAGAAACAUCCUCUUGUCUUCUUCCACGGCGGUGGCCUUUCGGGAAGUACUUGGCUCAACACACCCGACAACCGCUAUGUUGUGUACUUGGUCGAUAACAAUGCCAUUGGCCGCAGUGCUGAGAACGCUAUUGCCAGUUUCCCCAUGGCCGCGGGUUCAGCAACUGAGACUGUCAUGAAGUUCUUCACUUCUCCCGAGAACUAUGAGACCUAUCCUCAGGCUAAGCUACAUACUCAGUGGCCUGGUACUGGAGCUGAUGGGGAUCCUGUGUACGACCAGUUUAAGAAGUCUCUGAUUCCUCUCACCACCAACUUCGUCGGCCAAGAAAACGCUCUUCGAGUUGGUGGCUGUGAGCUGCUCUCGCUUCUUGGCGAGAAGGCCUUCCUCAUCUCUCAUUCGCUUGGUAGUAGGAACCCUCUUCUGCUUUCCAACGAUUGCCCCGAGUACAUAGCCGGUAGCAUCAAUCUCGAGGCUGCUACAUCUCCUUUCUGGUCGUACGCUGAGGGCCUGGGUGGAUUUGCUGGUUCGCCAUGGGGUUUGACCAACACACCUGUCACUUAUGACCCUCCAGUCAGCAACCCAUCCGAACUUGAAAGUGAGUCCGUUGGAGAGGAGACUCUCGCUCAUCGCAACUGUUAUCUUCAAGUCGAGCCAGCCCACAAGCUUCCUCAGAUCAACAAGGUCCCUUACCUGCUUUUGACUGGUGAAGCCUCUGUUCAUAUCACAUACGAUCACUGUGUUAUCAAAUUUCUCAAGCAGGCUGGUGGCAAGCCUGAAUGGAUCAAGCUGGCUGACUGGGGUAUCAAGGGUAAUGGUCAUUUCUUGCAUGUUGAGAAGAAUAACAUGCAGAUUGCUGGUAUUGUUGAUAGUUGGAUCCAGAAGAAGUCUUUCAAUGGCACGAAGAAUGCUUAA